AGUUGCCCUUGUGGGGGACAAUGUUAACUUUACAUGUAAAGCUAUUGGUAAACCACCUCCAGAUACAUACUCAUGGUAUAAGAAUGGCAAAGAAAUGACAUCAACUGGAAGUAAUACAAACACACUAAUCAUACAAUCUGUGACAACCAAUGACAGUGCUUCCUACAUGUGUCUAGCACAGUCUGACUUUAGUGUUGCCUACUCUAAUCCUGCUACACUCCUUGUCAGAGAUGAUGGUGAGAGUUUUUGUAAUUCAACACCAAUAUCACAUCUUAAAUCACUUCCAAAGGACUGUCCACAAGACGGUGAAACGCCCUACCAUUAUGAUGUUAAGAAAUGCCU
Molecule: messenger RNA, 342 nt
Organism: Owenia fusiformis
Lineage: Eukaryota; Metazoa; Annelida; Polychaeta; Sabellida; Oweniidae
Source: the annotation of a GenBank genome assembly